AUGUCUACACGCAAAAAAAAUCCUGAGUAUGAACACAUGAAAGCCAAGGCACCAGGCAUUUUGGCUGAAAUGGCAAACAUGCUUGUCGCUUGGCGGAAAAUGGGCUUCCACGUACCACGAGGGGUGAGGAACGUCUUUGAGUUUUCAUGGGAAGAACUCUCCAUGCCCUUGCCAAGGAAAUCUUUCAGUGGUAUAUAUUGUCCCGUUGUCAAAUUCUCUCAGCUUGAAGACUCCUUCAUUACUCCUCCAAAAGUUCAAAAGCCUGGCAUCACAAUAUCAGGGCUAAAGCCAACCUAUGUGACCCCAUCAACUGAUGAUCAACAACAGAUGCUCCUCAGAUUCCAGCAACGGUCUGUACAUCUGCUGUCUGAACUCCUCAAGAUGAAGAUGAAAAUAAUGAUUGAUGCAGUUGCUGGUCCUAGUGCAGAAGAGAUUGCCAGGCGGUUUCUGGAAGGGGGCUUGAAGCUAAACCCUAAAUCCCAGGAAGAAGCUGCUGACCUCAUGACCAAAGAUUCCAAGAGGAAGGGUGGGCGUGCUUUGGUGCCAGUGGUGCCGGCAAUUCCAAUUACCUCGACCACACAGCUGAUCCAGCAAAUGUCUUUUUCCUGCCUCUGUUUCUCAUUGGCACUGAAAGACAGCAGGCAGAGCAAAGGCUCCGGGCUUGGCUGUUCAACAAAACGUAGAGCUAGUGAAGAUGUCGAGGGAAUGCUGGACCCCUGUCCACAGGCCAGGGAGAAACUCAGAGAAAUUUGCCGACAUAUAGAGCAGGAGAAGGCUAUCUACAAAGCAAAAGGCCACACAAAGGCCUUAACGCUGAGACAUUACCCGAUUCUCACCAAAACACCAUCUGGAAGCUUGAAAAAAGGUGCAUCAUCUACAGUGCUCCCAGAAGCUAAGCAGCGCAAGAAGUCGAAGAAGUUCCACUAUGGCUUUCCUGAUGGGACAUCAUUUAUCUUUUAUCCAUCAGGAAAUAUUGCGAUAUACCAGUUUCCCGUAUGCUGCACAGAAAAGACAAUCACCCUUCUGUAUCACGAUGCUCGACGUUCGGCUCUUCUUGGUACAUUUAUGUCCUAUGGCCAAUCAUGUGUACACUACGCGGGUAAAACCAGUUGCUCAUUGGCGCUCUUGAUGACUCAAGAAGGAGGAACAGUUAGAGACCAGAAUGGUGUUUUGACCCACCAGUGGAGCUGGCGUUCGAAGCAACAAGUUCUGCAGUCAUUAGACUUUCAGAUAAAUGAACAGAUAAAACUAAAGGUUCUUGGCCUACAUUCCAUGGCCCUUAGUUUCACUUCUUACGGUGAAACCAUCACUCUCUCUUUAACAAGUGCUGGAUGUCUGCAUGAAUCCAAGGCUGAGAAGCGGAUAUUUUCAAAGACCAGUGAAACUGAGGAAGAUGAUCAGUGGACCAGAAUCUUAGUUGACAGCAAGAGGAGGUUUGAGAGGAUUGUGAAACAAUUUGUCAAUGCUGUUUUGCUGACUGCAGGUAUAUGUUGCAUAGAUUAUCCACUUGGAGAAAGUUCAAAGCAAGCGAAGUUUAAGACGAACAAACCAUCAUUAGCUCAUGCCUGGGAGUGGAAAUUGCGAGAAGAAAGUAUUGCAGUUUCAGAAGCUGAGGGGAAACCAAGAGCCAAAAUGCCCGUGAUGAGAAGCCCUAUCAGUUACAAAUUCAUCACAGAAAAACCAAAAGUUCCCUCACGGGACAAAGCAGAAGCAGAUGGAGAAACAAAACUUGCAGGUACCUGGGCAACAUCUCCCGCAGACUGUCCGAUUGUGCUACGCCACAUAAUGGCCAAGGAGGAUGAAGUUCUAGGCUGCAAGUGUGUUGUGAAAAUCCCAUCAAUUACAGACUUGGAACUUGAAAAGUUUAUAGCGGCCCCGAGAGAGCCUCAUCAGAUCCUUGUGAUAUGUGUGUUGUCAUCCAAAAACCAGUCCUAUUCUCCGUUCUUCGAGUGGUCUUUAGAAAAGAUGUAUAUAGAGAUGCAACAUGGCCGCCCCUCCCCUUGUGUUCAGUGCAAACAUGAUCCCUACCGGUUGCUGAAAUAUGACCUAGACAACCCAAUGAACAAGAAGCCUCCUCUUCUUAUCCAGAAGCAUGAUGUCGUUCCAGGAAUGGUAGUGAUGUACUCUGGAGGGAAACCAAUCUUUGGCGGCUGUGUUUUCAACGGAUACAGCUACAGCAAGAAGGACUUUCUGAAGCAGGUCAAUCAAGCUCACCUCGACUGCCAGAUGGGUCACUUCCUGCCUCAGAAUUUCAAAUUUAGCUGCUCAGGCUGGUUGGGUGUGGGCACUCGCAAAGUGCACUCUACAGUCGCCAAACCAAGUUUUCAACAUUUUGCUGCACAGAGAGCAUCUUUUAGAAAAACCCUUGUAGAGUGCGGGCCGCCGCUCCUAGUGACAUGGACACUACUGUCCAAUCAGGCCACAGCAGGGCUCCAGCCAAUCAGAAAAGAGAUCCGCAUUUCUGAUGCCGCGGAAGACAGUGAAGCUUUCAGAAGGCACAAGCGGGUCAAGCAAGACCGGAUCAAGGAGUCUUUUGGUGAUGGAGAGCUUUUGGACGAUGCGAUGAAAAAGGAGGGGGAGAGGCCAAAGCACGCCUCCAGUGCAAGAAAGAAAUCAAAGAAACAAGAGAACUGA
Messenger RNA from Sphaerodactylus townsendi, 2634 nucleotides. It is a transcript of the gene FAM194C, whose product is annotated as linkage group 03 C3orf20 homolog. The record is from RefSeq and is a predicted model, not a curated record. The transcript has 17 exons. NCBI's taxonomy places the organism in Eukaryota, Metazoa, Chordata, Lepidosauria, Squamata, Sphaerodactylidae. Bases 1 to 2634 code for a protein of 877 amino acids.